Molecule: messenger RNA, 3620 nt
Organism: Cavia porcellus (domestic guinea pig)
Lineage: Eukaryota; Metazoa; Chordata; Mammalia; Rodentia; Caviidae
Gene: Erf
Product: ETS2 repressor factor
Exons: 4
Coding region: 1297-2730 (477 amino acids)
Biological process (GO): regulation of transcription by RNA polymerase II; cell differentiation
Cellular component (GO): nucleus
Molecular function (GO): DNA-binding transcription factor activity, RNA polymerase II-specific; sequence-specific DNA binding
Source: RefSeq, a predicted model, not a curated record
CCGCGCUGCGCGGUCCGGACCGUGACCUUCACGGCAGCGGGUGCCCCGCACCGAUUUAGAGGGGUAUAUGGGACACUGUCUAGGAGGGCGUGAAUGGGGAACCCGGGACUCGGGGUCCGGGCUGUGCCGCCCCUCCCCCGCCUGUCUCCGCCGGCUCCUCGCUCCCCCGCCCGCACCGAGUCGCAAAGUUCCAAAGCGCAGCCCGAACGUUCGAAAAAGGAACUUUUUGUUUCCGACCUUAGAACGCGCGGCUUUAAGGUGGCUCCAGAGAGACCUGGGUACCUUCCUCCCGCGCCGCCGGAGGCCUUGGGUUGAGGAGCGUGGGGAGGGCGGGGGGGGGCACGCAUAGACUACCCCCCUUGUUCCUCCCGGAUCCAGCCCUUCUCUUUCUGUGGGCCGUCUUUUCCCUCUGCUUCCCCCCCCCCCCGCCAACUUGCUCCUCCUUAAGGGGCCAAGGUUCCCCUCCCCCUCGAUUGGCGGGCGGGGGGCAGCGGGAUUAACCCCCCUCCCACUCGGACUUUCCCCCCCUCCCCUCUCCAGCCGUCCCCGAGCUCGCGCGGGCUGGACUUUGCGCCAGAGCGCGCGGGGGGGAGGGGUCCUAGCCGCCCCCUGCCCGUCUACCCUGUCGGAAUCCGGCCCGGGGCGGGACAGGGGAGGGGGAAGGGGGCCGGGCGCCGGGCGCCGCUGUUCAAACUUGUUUCCUUUCCCCGGCGGCGGCCGCGGCUGGGACUCCUGUGUGCGGGUGUGUGCCCCGACCGGCCCACCCCACCCCACCCCAGCCCCUACUUGGCGGGUGGGGGCGGCUCUUAAAGGGCUCGGAGCAGGACUCCGGCGCGUAGGGAUUGGGGACCUGAAGGGGUACUCGGGUGGGCAAGGGUGCUGAGUGCUGUAGGGUCAGUCACGUGCAUCGCACAUACUCCUGGCUCCUUGCAGCUCUAGGGUCCCUCAGCCCUGGGGGUAGCAGGAGUCUAACCUUCCCGGGGGAGGGGUCAGAGGUGCCCCACCUCAUCUUCCCUUCCAGCUACCGGCCUUGGCCCGAACCGACCGGCUGGGCUGCUCCCCCUACUCUGUCUAGGGUCGGAGACUCUCGUGUGGUUUGCCUUCCCGGAUUGGGCCUACAAGCCGGAGUCAUCCCCUGGCUCGAGGCAGAUCCAGCUGUGGCACUUUAUCCUGGAACUGCUGCGGAAGGAGGAGUACCAGGGCGUCAUCGCCUGGCAGGGGGACUACGGGGAAUUCGUCAUCAAGGACCCCGAUGAGGUGGCCCGGCUCUGGGGCGUCCGCAAGUGCAAGCCCCAGAUGAACUAUGACAAGCUGAGCCGGGCCCUGCGCUAUUAUUACAACAAACGCAUUCUGCACAAGACCAAGGGAAAACGGUUCACUUACAAGUUCAACUUCAACAAACUGGUGCUGGUUAAUUACCCUUUCAUCGAUGUGGGGUUGGCUGGGGGUGCAGUGCCACAGAGUGCCCCUCCAGUGCCGUCCGGCGGAAGCCACUUCCGCUUCCCUCCCUCGACGCCCUCCGAGGUGCUAUCCCCCACCGAGGACCCCCGCUCGCCACCAGCCUGCUCUUCAUCUUCCUCCUCCCUCUUCUCUGCUGUGGUAGCCCGGCGUCUGGGUCGUGGCUCAGUCAGUGACUGUAGUGAUGGCACGUCAGAGUUGGAGGAGCCACUGGGAGAGGACCCUCGGGCACGACCACCUGGCCCUCCAGAGCUGGGUGCCUUCCGAGGGCCCCCAUUGGCCCGCCUGCCCCAUGACCCCAGUGUCUUCCGUGUCUAUCCCAGGCCCCGGGGUGGACCGGAGCCCCUUAGCCCUUUCCCUGUGUCACCUCUGGCUGGGCCUGGCUCCCUGCUACCCCCUCAACUCUCACCAGCCCUGCCCAUGACACCCACCCACCUGGCCUACACGCCCUCGCCCACUCUGAGUCCUAUGUACCCCAGUGGUGGUGGUGGCCCUAGUGGCUCAGGGGGAGGCUCCCACUUCUCCUUCAGCCCCGAGGACAUGAAACGGUACCUGCAGGCCCAUACCCAAAGCGUCUACAACUACCACCUCAGCCCUCGCGCCUUCCUGCACUAUCCUGGCCUAGUGGUGCCCCAGCCCCAGCGCCCAGACAAGUGCCCACUGCCGCCCAUGGCACCUGAGACCCCACCAGUCCAGUCCUCGGCUUCGUCCUCCUCCUCUUCCUCCUCUUCCCCAUUCAAGUUUAAGCUGCAGCCACCCCCGCUAGGACGCCGGCAGCGGGCAGCUGGAGAGAAGGCUCCAGGAGGUGACAAGAGCAUCGGUGGCAGCGCAGGGGUGGGCGGAAUGGCCGAGGGAGCAGGGGUGCUGGCCCCACCGCCACCCCCACCGCCACCACAGAUCAAGGUGGAGCCUAUCUCAGAAGGUGAAUCCGAGGAAGUGGAGGUGACUGACAUCAGUGACGAGGAUGAGGAAGAUGGAGAGGUGUUCAAGACACCUCGUGCCCCGCCUGCACCCCCCAAACCGGAGCCUGGCGAGGUGCCCGGGGCAGCCCAGUGUAUGCCUCUCAAACUGCGCUUUAAGCGGCGCUGGAGUGAAGACUGUCGCCUGGAGGGGGGUGGGGGCCCCACUGGGGGCCUGGAGGAUGAGGGCGAGGACAAGAAGGUUCGAGGGGAGGGUCCUGGGGAGGCUGGGGGACCCCUCACCCCAAGGCGGGUGAGCUCUGAUCUCCAGCAUGCCACAGCCCAGCUCUCCCUGGAGCAUCGAGAUUCCUGAGGGCUGUGGUCAGGGGGCCCAGGUUACCCCCACUCCCUAUGCUUCUUUUGCUGCCUUAACCCCCCAAAGCCCUGGAGGUGAGGGCAGCUCUUUAGUCUCUUCCCUGCCUCCUACCUUUCCCCUCCCCACAUUUUGUAUAAAACUUUACUUUUUUUUUUUUUGGUUUUUUGUUUUUAAUGAUGGGGGUGGGCGGGUGCCCAGGGCUAGGAGCAGUCCCCUGUCUCUGGGUUUCUAAGCUUGGGGUAAAAUGGUGGUGGGGGAGGGAGGGGGGAGUUAAGGGGGCCACCUCCAUCUGGGGAAUUUAUAUUUGAAUGGGGCUUUGGCCUUAACACCCAGGAACUUUUUUAUUACAAUCUCUUAGGAAGUAAAGCCUUGUCUCCCUCCCUGUUCUCUGCUUCUUGUACCUCUUCUCCACCUGUCCCCCAACCACCCUCACCCCAUCCCUGCCUUCCUUGCCCCUUCAGGGGCCAUGAGUGCCUGGGUUUUUCAUACCCCACAAGGUUGCAGCAGGAGAAGGACAAUGUUACGAUGAACCAAAAAUUUCGUGGUAGGGGGUGUUUGUGUGGGGGGGAAGGGUGAGGGGUGCCAACCAUGGGCCACAAAUCUGUACAAGUGCCUGCUCUCCCUCUCCCACUCCUCACCCCAGCAUCGAUCUACCCUUUCGCCCCCAGCUGCUCCUAGGAUUGGCCCAUGGGCAGGUGGGUGGGGGGAAUGGGAAGGGGAUGCCCUGAAACCAAACUGGAAGCCCUCUCUGCCUCCUAACUGGGGUCCCUGGGGUGGGGUGGGGGGCUGUGGUCAAGCCUUAUUCUGUAUGGGGUAUGGAGGGUGGGUCGGGAAGUAGGGGGACGCUGGAGAAUGUAUUCAAAAUAAUAAAACUUUGGACCUUUGCA